AUGAGCGACAGUGACGAUAGUGAUUUCUUUAUCGAUGACUCUCCCAAAAAGAAAGCACCACCCAAAAAACCAGCAGGGGAGAAGAAAGCUCCAGCAAAACCAAAGGAGCCUAAGGAGCCGAAGGAGCAUAAAGAAAAGAAAGAGAAGAUAGCUGAUAUAUCAAUGACGAUGACAGAAGAGGAUAGGAAUGUGUUCACGAAUAUCGACCAAGCUUCCAACAAAGGGAAGAAAUUGGCUAUUGAGGAUAUUUAUCAGAAGAAAUCGCAACUCGAACACAUCUUGCUUCGUCCUGAUACCUACAUCGGAUCUGUGGAAUAUACAGAGAAGACAUCGAUGUGGAUAUACGACAGCGAAACUGAAAGGCUUGUUCUGAAAGACAUCCAAUAUGUGCCAGGACUGUACAAAAUUUUUGAUGAAAUUCUUGUAAAUGCUGCCGAUAACAAACAAAGAGAUCCAAAAAUGAACUGCAUCAAGAUCAAUAUUGACAAGUAA
Cooperia oncophora is the source of this 492-nucleotide messenger RNA. The record is from the annotation of a GenBank genome assembly. NCBI's taxonomy places the organism in Eukaryota, Metazoa, Nematoda, Chromadorea, Rhabditida, Trichostrongylidae.